Lactuca virosa is the source of this 1801-nucleotide messenger RNA. The record is from the annotation of a GenBank genome assembly. Lineage: Eukaryota; Viridiplantae; Streptophyta; Magnoliopsida; Asterales; Asteraceae.
AGACCAUCCCCAAAUCAUUUCCACUAUGGCUGAAAAAGAAAAAAGCAAAGACAAAUCUUGACUCAUAAUUUAAUUUGCAGACUGAUUGGGACAUAAGAGCGCGCUUCUCGUUCCAAACGAAACCCUUUUUUUCUCUAAUUUCCAUCAGUGAUCCUCUUCACUCACAUUUUACUUCUUCUUCUAUGGGUUUUGUAGAAGACGAAUUGCUAUGACUUAUGAGCUACAAUAAGUUUCAGACAUUCGUUACUGAUUUCGUGAGUUGGGUUUUCGUUUUACAUGGAGAAGAGAGUAUACGAAGUCUGGAAAGGGAGAAAUAAGUUCCUUCUUGGAGGAAGGUUGAUCUUUGGUCCAGAUGCUAGGUCUAUACUUGUUUCUGCAUCAAUGAUCAUGGUUCCUGUUGUUAUUUUCUGUAAUUUCAUUGGAAGACAUCUUCUCCAUGAGUUUCCUUCAUAUAAUGCAGGAUAUAUGAUUGUUGUGGCACCAUUUCUGUUCACAAUCUAUGUAUUGGUACUUCUUCUUCUUACUUCAUCUCGAGACCCUGGAAUAGUUCCCCGUAACUUACAUCCACCCGAAGAAGAACUCCGGUAUGAAAGUUCGGUAUCCAACGAUAAAACACCGAGCUUACAAUUUCCUCGUACAAAAGAAGUUAUUGUGAACGGAGUGUCGGUUAGAGUCAAAUACUGUGACACGUGCAUGCUUUAUCGACCUCCUCGUUGCUCUCAUUGUUCCGUUUGUAACAAUUGUGUCGAGCGCUUCGAUCACCAUUGUCCGUGGGUUGGCCAAUGCAUUGGAUUGCGUAAUUACCGACUCUUCUUUUUAUUUGUUUCUUCCUCGACGCUUCUUUGUAUCUACGUAUUUUGUAUGUCGGCUUUUUACAUCAAGGUGUUGAUGAGGGAUUAUGGUGGCUCGAUUUGGAGCGGGAUGAGAGAAUCUCCUCUUGCGGUGGUGUUGAUGGCUUAUUGUUUUAUUGCAUUGUGGUUCGUUGGUGGGCUUACGGGUUUUCAUCUUUAUCUCAUUAGCUCAAACCAGACUACCUAUGAAAAUUUCCGAUAUCGAGCAGACAACAGGAUCAAUAUUUAUGAUCAAGGUUGUGCAGGAAAUUUCAAAGAAGUAUUCUGCACAAAGAUAAAGCCUUCAAGAAACAAGUUCCGGGCUUUCAUGGAAGAAGUCCACCGGCCACCACCUCCAGUGACCUCUCGGGAAUCCGGUGGGGAGGACUCCGGCCCGGAGGACCGCCGUGUGAAGGUUGAAGAUGAUAUGGAUUUAGGUGGAGACCUUUUGAAAAUCUAUCAGCGCCACGAUAUCAAAGACAUAAACUCCCGCCACCAUAAUUCUUCAGAAUUUGAUUCUGUUUUAGGUUCAGAGAGCCAUGAAGUCCUUGCUAUGAACUUGAAUGUAGAUGAGAGUGGAAGCUAUGCUGCAGAAAGGCAAGGGUACCAAUGACAUUUCACAACCUGACAUAACCCCGUUGAUUAGAGAAAAUCGGACCUUGGUUUUUUUUUCCUUGAUGUACAAGGAUAUUUUGGUCAUUCUCUGUGCAAUGUUAGUUCGACUGAUUAUGGCGAGCUUUGGAGGAACAGAGAUUACAAGUUUUUACUCAAACUUUAUGGGUUGAAUUUGAUGAAUUUAUGUAAUGGUGUGUUAUUAUGGAUUUAGUUUAGAGUGUAAUUGAAACAAAAUCGAGACGUUUUGGUUAUGAUGUGUUAGGUUUAAAUAUGAUUAUAGGAAUUGUAUUUAUUGUAUGGACAAAACGAUUUAGAAGCUUGUAUGAAAAAAAUUCACAUUGGGAACCUAUCACCCC